UUCGCUUCUAUACGGUUUUAGUUAUGCUGGAAAGUUGGAGCGCAUCCUGUUCUCAGACAAGAUAGCGCUCCCCCCUGCUGAAUAACAAGGCUGGAAAUCAAGUAGGGGAGAAAACAAAAGGAAACGCGGCUCCUCUUUAUGAGACCUCGCUGUGGACAUGGGACAUUUUCCAACUGACUCAUCUUCUUAAUGGAACAAAUGUGGACUUAUCGAGCGUGGCAAAGCAGGGCAUGGCUUUAAGCAUGUGUCUUCGUGUGUUCGUCCAGGACUCCUGCUGCUAUGUGUGCUAGCCUCUCAAGUGUCGUAUGCCGGAAGCAAGCCCAUUGACUUUGUGUGCAGCCGAUCGGCAAGGAGAGCAAUGAACAUUGUGGCAGAGAUGCAGACUGCGCUGAACAACUGCAACAGUUCCACCAUCCUGCCCACGCCAGUUCAACUGCCCUGCACGGAGCUCCACGUAGCAUCUUGGGAACGAAAAUCCCACCACGAGAGGAGACAAGACAUCAGUGCAUCGUUGAGGCAUCUUUUUGAGAGUGUCAAGGUUGCGAGGCCCAUCGGCCAGGCGGAAUGUGGUUCAGUGCUUUUGCUGAGACUGGAACGUAACAUCAACAGCUACCUCCUCAUCCUCACACAUCUUCAAUUGAGUGUAAGAGGUUGUCAAGGAGCAGCAGGAGGCAGUGGAAAGCACGGAAUCGUCUUGUGUUCCUCGAAGUACUCGCAGUCUGAGCACGUUGCUGCUCAGCUACAGGCGGCUCAUCACGGGAAAACUGGAGCGGUUGAUGAUGAGCCUGGAAAGCGAAUGUACUCUCCAGUCAUGAGAGGAGCAUCUCCAACAAACCAACUUUUCAUCUGUUCAGCCCCAAUGAUGAACACUGCGAAAAAAAUGGAGCUUUAUCCAGAAUUGGAAAUCUGCGAGGAUGUUGCUCAUCACAGAGCUGAAGGCAUGUUGUUCUUCUUCGGACUAACUAGUUGAGUCAACUGAAUUGCAUACCUAACAAACAGCCACUGUCAAGUGGUUGUAGCCAAUUAAUGCACUCCAUUUUUUCAUCUUUCUUUAAAGGAGCCAUUUUAUGUAUUUUUUUGCCCCCUGCCAUUUAAAACAGCUCCCAGGUUCAUUAAUAACAUGUCUGCCAUGUCAAUAAAUACACCAAGGGUAAAAAUGAUAGACCCUUUACACACCCUUAUCAUGCCUUGUUGAAAUUAGCCCAUUUUCAGUGGGUGGUCCUAUCUCAGGGAAGAGAGCCAGCCACUGGAAGCCCAUCCCCAUAUAAUGAUGGGCAAAUGGCAAGUGUGGAGUUUUGUUUUUUUUUUUUUUUUUUUUUACAAUGACAACCGUUAGUGGAGACAUGUGACUGAAUCUGCAAGCAAGCGGCUUCGAAACUUCACCACACAAAUAUCAUAUCACCCCCACCAAUACCCCAAUAACUUGUGCCGUUUAUCAGAAGCGACGUUGGCUAAUCUGUGCAUUCAACAUUGCAGCUUUGCUUACCUUUCGGCUUCGACACGACAGCAGUGCAUCUACAGGGAUGUAGGUGUUUCUGUGCAACUGUGUUUGAGACAGUAUAGUUUGACGGUUGCCUGAAAGUGGCUCUAGAUCUUCACCCAGCCCAGCUAAUCAUGUCAUGUGCAUUGAAAUUCUGCGAAGGGAUGGUAAAAUGUAAACAAGCCAUUUGUGAUGUU
Molecule: messenger RNA, 1677 nt
Organism: Hippocampus comes (tiger tail seahorse)
Lineage: Eukaryota; Metazoa; Chordata; Actinopteri; Syngnathiformes; Syngnathidae
Gene: thpo
Product: thrombopoietin
Exons: 5
Coding region: 359-970 (203 amino acids)
Biological process (GO): cell population proliferation
Cellular component (GO): extracellular region
Molecular function (GO): cytokine activity; hormone activity
Source: RefSeq, a predicted model, not a curated record